CCCAUGUGAUCUUUGCAUUUUGCAUAAACUUUGCACUUUUCCUAGGAUCAUUCACAGGUGUGUGGCUUGGCUUAGCAUUUAUUUGUUUGCUGUUUCUCAAACAAUUUCAUCCCGGAGAGGGCUUGUCAGUUUAGAGCACCACAGUGAGAGAUGAAGACUGCUUACUCUGUUCUCCUCUUGGCAGGUCUAAUAGGAUCAGUCAAAUGUUUGUUCAUUAGAAGACAUGUUCAUAUAAACCAGUUGUUGUCUUGGACGGAUGCCCAGAAAUACUGCAGGACAAAUUAUGUUGAUCUGUUGACCAUUAACUCACAAAACGAAUAUGACAGAUUCAAGAAUGAUGCAACAGCGUAUCUUAGUAUUAAUCGAUGGAUCGGCCUCAGAAACGAAGAGAAUGAGCGCAGCUUCACAAACUGGUCUGAUGGAAGCAUAUUAGGAUUCACAAAGUGGGACAGCAACGAACCAGACAAGCUGGACACUGAACACUGUGUUCAUACAGCCAAUGGCAACUGGUAUAAUUCUCUCUGUAGUUCCACUCGGUAUUUCGUCUGCUACAUAUGGCUUCAUCAGGUGAUCAUUGUGCAGGAGAUGAAGAGUUGGCGUGAGGCACUGGAGCACUGCAGAACGUUCUACACUGACUUGAUAAGCUUGACGCCAGAGACAGCUCUGGUUCUGGCCAAAAACAAGAGCAUGAACAUUCAGACGCCCAGUUUUUGGACAGGACUAAACUUUCUGAACGGCUUUUGGUUCUGGGUGAACAAGGAACCUCUGGAGAACUGGACCACACUGCCCUCAUGUCCCACCAGGCCUUUCCUUUGUGGAGCCCGAAAAACUGGAGCUGAUGUUUGGGAAAACCCAAACUGUGAAAAGAAAUUGAACUUCAUUUGCUACAAAAAAACUGGGUAAAAUGAAGAGGAUCACUGGCAUUAAGACUGCACCAAGAAGAUGAAGAAAAGGAAGAGAGAUGUGAUUCACGCUAAUCUUACAAUAUUUUGUAAUUUUACAAUAUUUUGUAAAAUUAGUAGAUACUUCCUUAAUUCAUUUGAAAUCACGUUAGUAGCUGUAUUUUUAAGUAACUUGUUAACCUAUUAGUUAUAAUGUGUGAUAUUAUGAAUGAUCAGUUAUAGUCUUUUUCAUAGUACCUGUAAGAAUUUCUUUGCUCUUCACGUUAUUGCCAUAUGGCAACAUAUCAUUUAUCUGGAAUUUUUCGAGUAUUUAAAGAAAACCUAUUUGCCUUUUUUUAUGGAAGGUGAGUUUUAGUUAUGUACUUGGAUGAAGACACAUGACUUAAAAUUCCCACAGUCCCACCCUUCUCCACACCUCAUUUUGAGCCACACCUUUCUGUUAUUUAUCUAAUAUUCUGGAUAAUUUAGUUCCACACCAAAAAUACUAAAUCCUUGGCAUUUAGAUUUCUAAAUGAUUUGGUAAUGUUUAAAUCUUGUUUUGGAAAAGAAAUAUUGUAUGUUUGUUUAGUAAAAUAUGUAUGUUGCCAUACAGAAACAUGAUAUGAUGAAGGGGCCAUAUCAUCUAAUCUGGCGUCAAAAAAAAAAUAAAAAAUUUGUAUGACGGUGAUCAUAAACCCUUGUUGCCAGGUUUUUGAUACACAAUGUGUACCUCUGCUUCAGCAGUGGCAAAAAAUAAUUAAAAGCCCUAUCUCCAUUGUUGUGGUAUUGUCAUAUGGCAAUGUAUCCCAAAAUAUCCCCUAAAAUAAAAAUUUUAUUAAAUAACAUUUUUUACAACAAGCUUUUUAAAUUCAACUGGAGGGCAAUAUAAUAUUUUUUCCAUCAGAGUAUCAUAUUAUGUGCAGUAAUAUGCACAGUACAGGGAUAUUAGUAUAUGUCUAUAUAUAACUGUAUAUUUCUGUACUAUAUUACACUGUUAGUGAUCUGUUAUUAUGUAUGAUAUGAUAACAAUAUAAUAUUUUUCAUACCAACUUCAUUAAUUAUUGUAAAUACUGGUACAUAUUAUUUCAUAUGAUGAUCCACAACAAGACUGUAUAUGCUGUAUGUGCUAAUAAUAUAAUGUAUUAAAGAAAGAAAAUAUAGAAAAAGUAGUAAGAAAUAACGGAAGACUUGAAAAAAUGUAUUUCUGGUAAUUCAUCAUUCAGAAUUGGAUCAGCCUGCUAUAAUAUCUAAAAAUUAAAAUGUGUGCAGUCAGGAGAUCUUCAAGCCACCUUUUGUUUCAGCAGUCUUUUUUCCCUGGCUCUGGAUGUUUUCUGAAUAAUCUGAGUGCUGCAUAAGAUUCCACUUUUUACUGAUUAGCCAUAAAUGGUUUGCUUAGCUUUUUCUGACUGUUUACCUGGAAUGUCUAAAUUGAUUUAUUCGCUAGAUUUAUGUUUUUAGUGCAUUUUGAUGUACUCUGUAAUCUUUCAUUGUAGUUACCUCUCCACAGUCCUAGCGCCCUAUUGCACAAUGUCCAAGAUGGUUUUGCAACAAAUGAUUAAAUAACUCUUG
This is a messenger RNA of Pangasianodon hypophthalmus (striped catfish), 2450 nucleotides long. RefSeq names its product secretory phospholipase A2 receptor-like. The coding region runs from base 151 to 903 and encodes 250 amino acids. The record is from RefSeq and is a predicted model, not a curated record. The transcript is spliced from 2 exons. Lineage: Eukaryota; Metazoa; Chordata; Actinopteri; Siluriformes; Pangasiidae.